AUGGAUAUCGCCAUCCACCACCCCUGGAUCCGCCGCCCCUUCUUCCCUUUCCACUCUCCCAGCCGCCUCUUUGACCAGUUCUUUGGCGAGCACCUGUUGGAGUCUGAUCUCUUCCCAGCUUCUACUUCCCUGAGCCCCUUCUACCUUCGGCCGCCCUCAUUUCUGCGUGCACCCAGCUGGAUUGACACUGGCCUCUCUGAGAUGCGUCUGGAGAAGGACAGAUUCUCUGUCAACCUGGAUGUGAAGCACUUCUCCCCAGAGGAACUCAAGGUCAAGGUGCUGGGAGAUGUGAUUGAGGUGCAUGGCAAACAUGAAGAGCGCCAGGAUGAACAUGGUUUUAUCUCCCGAGAGUUCCACAGGAAAUACCGGAUCCCAGCUGACGUGGACCCUCUCACCAUUACUUCGUCCCUGUCGUCUGACGGGGUCCUCACUGUGAAUGGACCAAGGAAACAGCCCUCCGGCCCUGAGCGCACCAUUCCCAUCACCCGUGAAGAGAAGCCGGCUGUCGCUGCAGCCCCCAAGAAGUAG
Molecule: messenger RNA, 528 nt
Organism: Rangifer tarandus platyrhynchus (Svalbard reindeer)
Lineage: Eukaryota; Metazoa; Chordata; Mammalia; Artiodactyla; Cervidae
Source: the annotation of a GenBank genome assembly